CCCAGCGAAACAUCGACAUGGAGUUAACAGAGGCGCUGGUGAAAGUUCAGCUGGGCUGGCAUCAUAUGCAUUUCCUGGUUUCUGUCCUCUGUCUGCUUGCAGUGGUCUUUAAACUGACCAUAUUCCUCAUCCAUAGAAAGGAAGUGCUUCGAAACAUGGAAGCUUUUCCAGGACCACCUGCGCACUGGCUGUUUGGACACGCUCUGGAGCUCACAAAAACUGGGACAAUCUUGGAAAAGGUACUGGAAUGGGGACAGCAAUAUCCUUAUGCUUUCCCAGUGUGGUUUGGACCCUCUGUUUGUGUAAUCCACAUUCACCAUCCAGAUUAUGUCAAAACCAUCCUGACAUCAACAGAGCCAAAAGAUGAUAUGGCGUAUGAUUUUCUUAAGCCUUGGAUUGGAGAUGGGUUAUUAGUGGCAAAUGGUCAGAAGUGGUUUCGCCAUAGAAGACUUUUGACUCCAGGUUUCCAUUAUGAUGUUUUGAAACCAUACCUUAAACUGAUGGCAGAAUCUGCUGAAACUAUGCUGGACAAAUGGGAGAGUUAUGCAAACAGCAAUGAGGUUUUUGAAUUGUCUGAGCACGUCAGUCUUAUGACACUGGACAGCAUAUUGAAGUGUGCCUUCAGCUGCAACAGCAACUGUCAGACAGAAGGUGGAACAAAUGCAUACAUCAAAGCAGUUUAUGAGCUCACUCAUCUGAUAAACAUGCGAGUCAGGACGUUUCCAUACCAUAGUAAUCUCAUCUUCUACCUCAGCCCACAUGGUUACAGAUACAGGAAAGCACUGAAGGUGGCGCACAGUCAUACAGAGGAAAUUAUAAGAAAGAGGAAAGAAGCACUAAAAGAAGAAAAGGAGCUAAACCGCUUACAGGCUAAGAGAAACUUGGACUUUCUGGACAUCCUUCUCCUUCCAAGAGAUGACAAUAAGCAGGGUCUGUCAGAUGAGGAUAUCCGUGCAGAAGUGGAUACCUUCAUGUUUGAGGGUCAUGACACCACAGCCAGCGGCAUCUCUUUCAUCCUCUAUUGCCUUGCCCGCCACCCAGAACACCAGAAGAUUUGCAGGGAUGAGAUUAUUGAAGCACUGGAUGGCAAAGACACAAUGGAGUGGGAGGAUCUCAGUAAAAUUCCAUACACUACAAUGUGCAUAAAAGAAUGCCUUCGCCUCUACCCUCCUGUACCAGCAAUGUCUAGAAAAAUCACCAAACCUGUAACUUUCUUUGAUGGAAGGACUCUUCCAGCAGGUUCUCGCAUUACAACAAGUGUGUUUGUGAUGCACAGAAAUGCAGCUGUCUGGGAAAACCCUAAUGUCUUUGACCCGUUGCGAUUCCUACCAGAGAAUGUUUCCAAAAGGUCCCCUCAUACAUUUGUCCCCUUCUCAGCUGGUCCAAGAAAUUGCAUUGGUCAGAACUUUGCUAUGAAUGAGAUGAAAGUGGUGACGGCCCUGACACUGAAGCGGUACCAGCUGAUAGAGGAGCCCAAUUGGAAACCCAAGUUGAUUUCUACAGUUGUUCUUCGCUUUCUCAAUGGCAUUCACAUCAGGAUCAAACCUGUAAACACCCAGGGGGGAAUGGAAAUAACUGCAGGGAAAAUAUUGUUUAGUUUGGGAUAACCAGGGGAGCCAGGGCAGUCUGACAUGUAAUGAUGUGACAGCAGCAACACAAAAACCAAUUCUCUUUGUUGUGGUGUAUCGCCCACCUGCUCCUUACUCAGAAUUUUUAGCUGAAUUCUCUGAGUUUCUAUGUGAUUUAGUGCUUAGAACAGAUAAAGUCAUUAUAGUAGGUGACUGUAACAUCCAUGUUGAUGUUGGCAGUGACAGUCUUAUCUCUUCAUUUAUGUCGUUAUCAGACUCAAUUGGCUUUUCUCAGAAUGUAAAUGGUUCAACUCACUGUUUCAAUCACACUUUAGAUCUUGUACUAACUUAUGGCAUAGAAACUGAAGGUCUAACCAUAUAUU
Molecule: messenger RNA, 1951 nt
Organism: Mugil cephalus (flathead mullet)
Lineage: Eukaryota; Metazoa; Chordata; Actinopteri; Mugiliformes; Mugilidae
Product: cytochrome P450 4B1-like
Exons: 12
Coding region: 18-1607 (529 amino acids)
Molecular function (GO): monooxygenase activity; iron ion binding; heme binding
Source: RefSeq, a predicted model, not a curated record